Messenger RNA from Aspergillus pseudonomiae, 1433 nucleotides. Its product is annotated as tyrosinase family protein. The record is from RefSeq and is a predicted model, not a curated record. The coding region runs from base 178 to 1404 and encodes 408 amino acids. The transcript is spliced from 3 exons. Gene Ontology annotation, molecular function: oxidoreductase activity. NCBI's taxonomy places the organism in Eukaryota, Fungi, Ascomycota, Eurotiomycetes, Eurotiales, Aspergillaceae.
AAUUUCAACACUUCGCAUGGUAAUUCGUGCAUCUGUGCGUCUUCGGGAUUCUCGCGGCAUCGUAGAUAGGCCCAACUCGGCCGUGGCCAAAAGCUUUAUAUUGACUAUCCUUCCCGAAUCCGUUGCGCUUCUGCCAGUAUCCCCUCUCAAUCCUUCUUCACCCUCAAGAGUCUCAAAAUGGUCGCCCUUCAGGCUCUCAGUCUGGGCUUGCUGGCUUCGCAAGCCUUGGCCUUCCCUGCCGCCUCUCAGCAGGCUGCUACUGCUACUCUACCUACCACGGCGUCCAGCUCAACUGCGGUCGCCUCAUCCCAGCUCGACCAGCUGGCCGACUUUGCGUACAACGUCACCACCGACAGCGUCGCCGGCGGCUCUGAGAGCAAGCGCGGGGGCUGUACCUUGCAGAAUCUCCGCAUCCGCCGCGACUGGAGGGCCUUCUCCAAGGCCCAGAAGAAGGACUACAUCAACUCCGUCCUGUGCCUUCAGAAGCUGCCUGCACGCACCCCGGCUGACGUGGCCCCGGGCGCCAGAACUCGUUAUGAUGACUUCGUAGCCACCCACAUCAAUCAGACCCAGAUCAUUCACUACACGGGUACUUUCUUGGCUUGGCAUCGCUACUUCGUCUAUGAGUUCGAGCAGGCGCUGCGUGAUGAGUGCAGCUACACCGGCGAUUUCCCCUACUGGAACUGGGGUGCCGAUGCCGAUAACAUGGAGAAGUCUCAAGUCUUCGACGGCAGCGAGACCUCAAUGUCAGGCAACGGCGAGUUCAUCCCCAACCAGGAGAACAUCCAGCUGCUCCUCGGUAACUACCCAGCCAUCGAACUGCCCCCCGGCAGCGGCGGCGGCUGCGUCACCAGCGGUCCAUUCAAGGACUACAAGCUGAACCUGGGCCCAGCCGCUUUGUCCCUGCCCGGCGGAAACAUGACCGCAGCUGCCAACCCCCUCGCCUAUAACCCCCGCUGCCUGAAGCGCUCCCUCACCACUGAGAUCCUGCAGCGAUACAACACCUUCCCCAAGAUCGUGGAGCUCAUCCUCGGCAACAACGACGUUUGGGACUUCCAGAUGACCAUGCAGGGCAUUCCCGGCAGCGGCUCCAUCGGCGUGCACGGCGGUGGCCACUACUCCAUGGGCGGCGACCCCGGUCGCGACGUUUACGUGAGCCCCGGCGAUGUGGCCUUCUGGCUUCACCACGGCAUGAUUGACCGCGUGUGGUGGAUCUGGCAGAACCUGGACCUCCAGAAGCGCCAGAACGCCAUCUCCGGUACCGGUACCUUCAUGAACAACCCCGCCUCGCCUAACACGACUCUGGACACUGUUAUCGAUAUCGGCUAUGCCAAUGGCGGGCCCAUCGCGAUGCGCGAUAUCAUGAGCACCACUGCUGGUCCUUUCUGCUACGUGUAUCUGUAGAUGGAGACCAUUCCACGCUACCAUUUCUG